GUUUCGUCCAGACUCUCUCAUUGAGUCUCGAGACGUCCGUAAAGCUGGUUUAAUCAGGAUCGCGUCGAAAUAUAGUUUCAUCCAUCUCGUGUGCUCGUUUUCUACAUCGACAGUCAGAAAAGGAAAGUUUCGCCCGCGCGGGUAAAAGAAGAAUCGCCGACGACUCGCUCGCCAAUUCAUCAUUUAUCGACCAUAAGCGACUAUGCUGAUCCGACAGUGCGCCCUACGGUACGCCCGACGCGGUGCAAAUCGUUUCGCCGUCGACGCCACGAAAGACCUUCUGGGAACCAUGCCGUGCCCGUUCUUGACCCGUCUGUCCGCAAAUUAUGUUCGCAACUACGGAUCGUCCCUGAUAACGAACUAUCGGCAGCACUGCCCGGUAAUGUCAAGGCUGUUCAGCGCGGCAGCGGAGUCGGAGGACUUGGAGGCCCAGCCAGCCGCGGAAUCUGUGCAGAAUCAGUGCCCCUUUCUGUCCAGGGAGCGAGACGCGGUUAAACAGGCCAGUCCGGCGGUGGAGGAGGACGUGAUCAAUCUGGGCGUUGCGGAGAACGAGAACGCGCACUUCCCCUACGAGGAGUUCUUCCACGAGCAAAUCGUGCGCAAGAAGGAGGACCAUUCGUACAGAGUGUUCAAGAAGGUGAAUCGGCUGGCCGAGGACUUCCCGGCGGCGAAGGAGUACUCGUGGGGCGAGAAACCCAUCACGGUAUGGUGCUCCAACGAUUACCUAGGCAUGUCGCGUCAUCCCGCGGUGAUCGGUGCGGUUCGCGAGGCUCUAGAUAAGUUCGGCGCCGGCGCUGGCGGCACGAGGAACAUCUCGGGCAACUCGAUGGGCCACGAGAUGUUGGAGAAGCGAUUGGCGCUGCUGCACCAGAAGGACGCCGGCCUGCUCUUCACCUCCUGCUUCGUCGCCAACGAUUCCACGCUGUUCACGCUGUCGAGAAUCCUGCCGGGCUGUCGCGUCUUCUCCGACGCCGGGAAUCACGCGUCCAUGAUACAGGGCAUAAGGAACAGCGGCGUGCCGAAGCACAUAUUCCGGCACAACGACGCGGCGCACCUGGAGGAGUUGCUCUCGAAGGUGGACAAGAGCGUGCCGAAGAUUGUCGCGUUCGAGACGGUGCAUUCCAUGACGGGCGACAUCUGCCCGUUGGAGGAGCUGUGCGACAUCGCGCACGAGUACGGCGCGAUCACGUUCAUCGACGAGGUCCACGCGGUCGGCCUGUACGGUUACUCCGGCGCCGGGAUCGGCGAGCGAGACUGGAUGCUUCACAAGAUGGAUAUCAUUUCCGGCACCCUGGGAAAGGCGUUCGGUAACGUCGGCGGUUACAUCGUCGGUUCUGCAAAGCUAAUAGAUAUGAUAAGAAGUUACGCCGCUGGCUUUAUCUUCACCACUUCCUUGCCGCCCACCGUGCUCUACGGGGCCUUGGCGUCCGUCGAGAUCUUGGCGUCGGACGAGGGCAGAUCAUUGAGGACCAGUCACCAGGAAAACGUGGCCUAUUUGAAAUCUAUUCUUACUGCCGCAGGUCUUCCAUUGGAGCCAUCGCCGUCUCACAUUAUUCCAAUAAAAAUAGGAGAUCCCUUAUUAUGCAGUCAGAUAGCGGACAAAUUGUUGAGAGAUAAAGGACAUUAUGUGCAAGCCAUAAAUUAUCCAACGGUUGCGAAGGGCGAGGAGAAGCUGAGACUAGCGCCCACGCCGAAGCACACUCGGACCAUGAUGGAUAAAUUUGUGCGAGAUACAUUAGAUGUUUUCCAUCAGCUGAAUGUACCUAAGGAGACUAAGCAGACCGAAGUACCGCGUGCUAUUUUGGUUCAUUGACGAAUAUCGAUAAAAAAUAAAAAAAGGCAUAAUACAAGUGAUCAUUGUCGUACAAAAAGAUAAAUAUCUGUGAGUAGAUGUAUGCUCAUGCUGUUAUGUGCAACAAAAUUUGCAAUUGUCAGUAGUAGAUUUCGGCAUAUUAUCGAAGUUAAAUCAUUAACAGAGGUUUAAAUAAACUGUUAAAUAUUAACUGAU
This is a messenger RNA of Ooceraea biroi (clonal raider ant), 2008 nucleotides long. It is a transcript of the gene Alas, whose product is annotated as 5-aminolevulinate synthase. Lineage: Eukaryota; Metazoa; Arthropoda; Insecta; Hymenoptera; Formicidae. Gene Ontology annotation, cellular component: mitochondrion; mitochondrial matrix. The record is from RefSeq and is a predicted model, not a curated record. Gene Ontology annotation, biological process: erythrocyte development; heme biosynthetic process; hemoglobin biosynthetic process. Gene Ontology annotation, molecular function: 5-aminolevulinate synthase activity; pyridoxal phosphate binding.